UGUACAUUUUCCUUUACAUUAGACCUUGAAGUUUAAUGCCACUGGGAUAAGGGCUCUCUGCCGCUUGCCGCCCCCACCUAGUAUUCUGGAUUUGGGGUGAUUCGCCCUUUUGUCCAGGCCCAGGCCUGGGGCUUCAUGGUCAGAGGCAAGGCUCUGGAGGGCCUGGGACAGAGCCACACCAAACCUGUGCCCACUGUCCAGGCAGAGGCCCCCGGCCUCACUCCAGAGUCCUUCCCAGGUUCUGGGUCUGCCUUAGGUACGGAAGUGGGCCACCCAAGGCUGUGCCAGUCAAGAGGACUGGAGAGCAAGGGGCAGGAGGUGCAGCCGGGACACACGGGGACUCUCGUGGGCAGACAGCUGGCUGAUGGCACCCGGCCCGUGAGGAGAGGGCCAGGCUUCAGAGGGCAGCAGCGCAGGAAGGACUGAACUAGCCGUGGUCUUGGAACUGGCCUCCUGUCCCCACGCCUGCAACGAGGCUGACCCUCCUUGAAACAGCUUCUGUUCGGGACGCAGAACAAGACCUCCUGGCCAUGGGAGGGGCUGCGGUCGACGAGGGCCCGACGGGCGUCAAGGCUCCCGACGGGGGCUGGGGCUGGGCCGUCCUCUUGGGCUGCUUCGUCAUCACGGGCUUCUCCUACGCCUUCCCCAAGGCGGUCAGCGUCUUCUUCAAGGAGCUCAUGCGCGAGUUUGGGAUCGGCUACAGCGACACAGCGUGGAUCUCCUCCAUCCUGCUGGCCAUGUUGUAUGGGACAGGCCCGCUCUGCAGCGUGUGUGUGAAUCGCUUUGGCUGCCGGCCCGUCAUGCUUGCGGGCGGCCUCUUGGCAUCCUUGGGCAUGGUGGCUGCGUCCUUCUGUGGAAGCAUCAUCCAACUCUACCUUACCACUGGGGUCAUCACCGGCUUGGGUCUGGCACUGAGCUUCCAGCCCUCACUCAUCAUGCUCAAUGGCUACUUCAGCAAGCGGCGCCCCAUAGCCAAUGGGCUGGCGGCUGCUGGCAGCCCCGUGUUCCUGUGUGCCCUGUCCCCGCUGGGGCAGCUGCUGCAGGACCACUUCGGCUGGCGGGGUGGCUUCCUCAUCCUCGGCGGCCUGCUGCUUAACUGCUGCGUGUGCGCCGCGCUCAUGAGGCCCCUGGAGGUGCCCCGGCCAGGCUCAGGGCCUGGACCUCAGCGGCCAUCCAGGCGGCUGCUGGACCUGAGUGUCUUCAGGGACCGCGGCUUCAUCAUCUAUGCUGUGGCCGCCUCCAUCAUGGUGCUUGGGCUCUUUGUGCCACCCGUGUUCGUGGUGAGCUAUGCCAAGGACCUGGGUGUGCCCGACACCCAGGCUGCCUUCCUGCUCACCAUCCUGGGAUUCAUCGACAUCUUCGCCAGGCCCACCGCCGGCUUCGUCACUGGGCUCAAGAAGGUGCGGCCCUAUUCCGUGUACCUCUUCAGCUUCGCCAUGUUCUUCAAUGGCUUCACCGACCUCACUGGCUCCACGGCCAGUGACUAUGGCGGCCUGGUGGUCUUCUGCAUCUUCUUUGGCAUCUCCUAUGGCAUGGUGGGCGCCCUGCAGUUCGAGGUGCUCAUGGCCAUCGUGGGCACCCAGAAAUUUUCCAGUGCCAUCGGUCUCGUGCUGCUGCUGGAGGCCAUAGCCGUGCUCAUCGGGCCCCCAUCGGGAGGCAAGCUCCUGGACACAACGCACGUCUACCAGUACGUGUUCCUCCUGGCCGGGGCCGAGGUGCUGGCCUCCUCCCUCGUACUGGCGCUGGGCAACCUCUUCUGCAUCAAGAAGAGGCCUGAGGCGGCCCCGGAGGAGCAGCGCCACAAGCCCCCUGCGGACGUGAGGGUGGACUCACGGGAGGUGGAGCACUUUCUGAAGGCAGAGCCGGAGAAAAACGGGGAGGUCACGCACACCCCAGAGACCAGUGUCUGAGUGCAGGCCGCGGGGGCAGCGAACAACAGACACUGUCAACGCUUUUUAUUUAUUUCACCAACAGGACUAGCUGGGUGGGGCCGUCGUUCAGCAGCGGCAGCGCAUCGUCGCCUCAUCAGUAUUUUUCGGGGGAGGUGGUGGGGUGGGAACCGUGUCAUUCCAAAGCAGAUCUGUGAUGAAACGAAGCUGGGAGGACCCAGCUUGCUGACCUGGAGUGGCCUGGUGCCCACCACUGGGCUCAAGGACCUAGAAACCCACACUUCGGAGACAAUGCAACUUUAAUUGGAGGGACAGCUGGGGUACGGAUGUGACGAGCCCUCCCUCUGGCCCCCCGAGUGUCUAAGGGACAGAGCUCCCUCCCUUGCCCUCUGCGAGUCUGAAAUAAACAGUGUGGGAGCAGCCCUCUAGGAAGGCCUUCCCAGA
Manis pentadactyla (Chinese pangolin) is the source of this 2333-nucleotide messenger RNA. It is a transcript of the gene SLC16A3, whose product is annotated as solute carrier family 16 member 3. NCBI's taxonomy places the organism in Eukaryota, Metazoa, Chordata, Mammalia, Pholidota, Manidae. Gene Ontology annotation, biological process: transmembrane transport; monocarboxylic acid transport. Gene Ontology annotation, cellular component: membrane. Gene Ontology annotation, molecular function: monocarboxylic acid transmembrane transporter activity. The transcript has 6 exons. The record is from RefSeq and is a predicted model, not a curated record. The coding region runs from base 531 to 1910 and encodes 459 amino acids.